Melitaea cinxia (Glanville fritillary) is the source of this 1418-nucleotide messenger RNA. Its product is annotated as zinc finger protein 43-like. Gene Ontology annotation, molecular function: zinc ion binding; RNA polymerase II transcription regulatory region sequence-specific DNA binding; DNA-binding transcription factor activity, RNA polymerase II-specific. Gene Ontology annotation, cellular component: nucleus. Gene Ontology annotation, biological process: regulation of transcription by RNA polymerase II. The transcript is spliced from 2 exons. NCBI's taxonomy places the organism in Eukaryota, Metazoa, Arthropoda, Insecta, Lepidoptera, Nymphalidae. The record is from RefSeq and is a predicted model, not a curated record. Bases 38 to 1414 code for a protein of 458 amino acids.
UUUUAUCGCAACGUUAAAUACAUUUUUGAAAUUAAAUAUGAAUGAUAAAAUACAAAGUUGCUGCCGUAUAUGCUUAGAUGUGGAAUCCAGACAUGUUUCUAUUAUGGAUGAUCAGACAAUUAUUUUGCAUAUAAAAUCCUGUCUACCCGUCAGUAUAACCGCCAACGACAACCUGCCUAAAUCGAUUUGCGAAUCGUGCGUGUCACAGUUGAACGAAUUCUACAAUUUUCAAUUAAACGCGCGAUGUUCAGAAGACUGGCUUGAAUCUUCUCUCCAAGAGAAAAAUAAGAGGGUAACAGAGACUAAACUUCACGUUCAACCUCUACCCGACUCCGAAUACAACUCGGAUUCUCUAUUAGAAUUUCUUAAUAAUACAGCAAAUAUAGAAGAGUAUCUUAAUAACUUGGGUAAAGAAGACAUACCAUCUAUAGUCAACAUGUUAGACAGAACUGAAGCAUCAGAAACUACGGCGAUAACAGUAAAUAAUAAACUAACCAAAACACCUAGUCCAAAGAAAAAAGAAUCUCCAGGUAAGAGUCAAGAACCCAUAAACAUGGAUAUAGAUGUGUUAGAUUCAGAUAUAGAAAUCGUAAACGAAUUAUUAUUAAAAGAAAUCGAACCCAAGAAACAAAUGAAAACUGUAGACAUAACUUUCACCUGUUUCGGUUGCAAAGCAAAAUUGGAUAGCAUACAAAAGUUAUCUCAUCAUUUAAGCAUAUGCGAUACUGCCUUACGAACUUGUGUUCACUGUGGUAUUCUAUUUGACUCUAAACAAAAGAUGCGACAGCACGCUCUAACACACAGUGUGAUAACACCAUUAACUUGUAACUGUGGGCAUCAGUUCGACUCGAAAGAAAAUCUUUUAGCACACUCUACAAAGUGUGAAAUAGAUCAUAUAGCAUCCAUGGGUUUUAUAUAUUCUUGUAAACAAUGUGGAGAGACAUUUAGUGAGAGAUUCCAGCUCUAUAAGCAUGCUAAAAAGCAUAUUCUUAAGUUAGAGGAACGGAUCUGUGAUAUAUGCGGGCAUACAUUUAACGGUGAUGAAGCACUAUCUAAACACAGAAUGGAGCAACACGAAAAAGCUGACAAUAUUAGAUACAGAUGUAAAAUCUGCAGUUUUACGUCACAAGAUCGUAAAACAAUAUACACUCACGUACAAAAACACACAGAAAUCAAAGAACGAAAUAGACAUUUGUGUGAAUCGUGCGGACGCAGUUUUGCAUCACACGCAAGUUUACUACGUCAUUCCUUACAACACGCACCAAUGUAUCACAAGUGUCAUAUCUGUGGCCGCUGUUUUGAAGAUGUAAAAACAAAGGAUCAACAUGUUUUAGGACAUGUUGAAAUGGUUAUGUGUGAUAAAUGUGGACAAUAUGUUAAUAGUUUUGAAUUAAAUCAACAUAAGUGUGAUUAAAAAA